GGGGUCCUUGCUCAGGUCGCCCUCUGCCCUGGCAACAUGGUGGCCCUCAUUGUGUCACCCGGCAGAUCUCUGCUGCGGCGAGGAGCUGAGCGACUGCUGGGAGGAGUCUGGGAUCUACUCUGGCUGCGACUUGAAGGGAGUCUAGAGCGCGACUUCAGUCUUUCUCACCAUCGGGGCACAGUCGUCGUAGAGCGCUGGUGGAAGGUGCCGCUGGCCGGGGAGGGCCGAAAGCCUCGCCUCCACCGGCGACACCGAGUCUACAAGCUGGUGGAGGACACGAAACACCGGCCCAAAGAAAACCUGGAGCUCAUCCUCACUCAGUCUGUGGAGGAACUUGGAGUCCGGGGUGACCUGGUCUCGGUGAGGAAAUCUUUGGGUCGUAACAAACUCCUUCCUCAGGGACUGGCUGUAUACCCAUCCCCUGAAAACAAGAAAUUGUUUGAAGAGGAGAAACUGAUGAGACAAGAAGGAAAAUUAGAGAGGAUACAGACCAAAGCAGGUGAGGCGACAGUGAAAUUUCUGAGAAGCUGUCAUCUGGAAGUAGGAAUGAGGAACAAUGUCAGAUGGGAGUUGAACUCUGAAAUAGUUGCUCGCCACUUCUUCAAGAAUCUUGGUGUUGUUGUUGCCCCACAUGCCCUGAAGUUACCAGAGGAGCCGAUCACACAGUGGGGCGAGUACUGGUGUGAAGUGACGGUAAAUGGACUUGACACUGUGAGAGUUCCUAUGUCUGUGGUGAACUUCGAGAAGCCCAAGACCAAGAGAUACAAGUACUGGCUAGCCAAACAGGCUGCCAGGGGCAUGGCCCCCAUCAACUCCCAGUCUGAAUCUGUUCACCCACCGAAACCAUAAAGCAGAAGCAGGCGGCAGUAGAGCAAAAAUGGGGCAGCACUUGACUGCACUCCCAGCUUUGAGCAAAUGUGGAAGCUUAGAGACCAAAUGGAAACAUCCAACUGAACUGCAGGUACGGUUGGAAUCCCCACAUUUGCCAUCUCUGUCUUCAGCAGUCGAUAUGUCUGGCUUUGUUGGGGCAGUUGUGCUCAAGAAGAACCAAUGUGACUGGAUUCAAGCAGUCUAGAUGCCACUUAGCCUCUUCCUCCGCUGGAAUCCAUUGCUACAAAUGGAUGAGAAAGACACUGUGUCUAGUAGUACUUGGCUUGGUUUUGUCAUCUAAACUCAACAUUGUAUUUCAAGCAGAAGUUUUAAAAUGUGGAAUUUGGUUUUUUUGUUUUUUGUUUUUUUAAGGUGUAAUUUAGGGCUUAAGUAGACUGGAGAAAGAACAUUAAAGUGAGUCUUUAUCCAUUUAAGUUUGCAGCUAAAAAAGAGGGAGUGGGAGAAUAUGUUAGGUUUGUAUAUCUCACAGUUGCUAUUAGCAGAUUACUCUCAGCUGAUUGCCAUUGGUCUUAAAACUCAUUCUCAUUAGAUAUAUUGAUAAAGUCAUCAGUGUCAACAA
Cavia porcellus (domestic guinea pig) is the source of this 1450-nucleotide messenger RNA. It is a transcript of the gene Mrpl9, whose product is annotated as mitochondrial ribosomal protein L9. The transcript is spliced from 7 exons. Lineage: Eukaryota; Metazoa; Chordata; Mammalia; Rodentia; Caviidae. The coding region runs from base 37 to 849 and encodes 270 amino acids. The record is from RefSeq and is a predicted model, not a curated record. Gene Ontology annotation, cellular component: ribosome; mitochondrion. Gene Ontology annotation, biological process: translation. Gene Ontology annotation, molecular function: structural constituent of ribosome.